Molecule: messenger RNA, 5319 nt
Organism: Homalodisca vitripennis (glassy-winged sharpshooter)
Lineage: Eukaryota; Metazoa; Arthropoda; Insecta; Hemiptera; Cicadellidae
Exons: 6
Coding region: 139-1017 (292 amino acids)
Source: RefSeq, a predicted model, not a curated record
UUCAGUUUCAGUUUGACAGAUUAGCGCUUGUAUGAGAGGCUGUGAUUGAAGUGAUUGAUUGUUUGUUUCUCGGUGUUUUUGUUUAUUGCUGACAGGCGUUUCAUUCUAUCUUCUUUCACCACCGUUCCGAAGAACACCAUGCCGGCCAGCGGGCCAGUCUAUCAGCCUACAACAGUGAGUUAUGAGCAGCAAGGCGAGUGGUCCCGACCAGCUAGCUACCUCAGCCAGACUGUCAGCGGUGGUGUGCGUGGGCCACGCUGCGUGCAAUGGGUCCUACUUGCACUGGCUAUCUUCUCUCUAUCCGCAGGUGUGAUCAUGGUGGCUGAAGGAACAGUGGACUUCACAGACAACAAACAGACGCCAAUGACAGACGAGCACGGGAACGUGAGUCAGCCUGAGUCAAAGACGGGUCAGCUGAUCAUCACUGUAGCUGGGGCACUCCUCAUCAUCAUGGGCAUACUGCUGAUUGGUGUUUACAUUCGAUUGGUCAGGAGGAGGAAAGGAUGUCCGUGCCUGUCCAGCAAGGAACAGAGGCUGGCAAGACAGCUGGACAAUCAAGUCAGUAAUGGCCAGAUCCUCACUCUGAAUCCUUCGACCGAUCUGUUGGUGGCUGCCCAGUAUGGACCAGUGUCGGAGAUCUCCUAUCUGCCACCACAGCAUGAUGCUGAGGAAACCAGGAAACUGAUGGCUAGUGACAAUAAGGAGUGCCGAGCACAGUCCGUAAGCGGGGAGAGAGUGGAGGAGGGAAAGGAGACUGCAGAGGUGGGAGAGAAGGGAAGGGAGAGUCGGCGUGUGCAGAGACGCAACUCUCUCCCGGUUAUUCGCUACCGUAACCGACAGACAUCCCGAGCUCCGUUGGCGUCCCAAGAGGACAUAACCCCUUCACUCCGUUCCUCAUUCAGUUCUGCAGACUUUUAUUCGCCCACUGACUCAAUCCGAUCCUCCCUUCUAGAAUCGUCUCCGACUUUAUCACAUUCCUCUACUUCGGACCAAGAACUAACGGAGUCGGCCUUGUAAGGACAGACUCAAAUGUUUCACCUAACUUUACGACUGACGUAGCGUAAUCGAACUGUGGAAUUGUUUUAACUGUGUGUAGACUAAGUUUUUUUAUAGUUUUGUAAAUUUGUUGUAAUGUUUGUCUCUUCUCUAUUUAUUUUAUUAAAUCUUUAGAAUCUCGUGUUGUUCAGUUAUAGAUGGAUUUAUUUGAUUAUUUACUCAAUAAUGUUUAAAUUUUUAGCAGCUUAAAUAUAUAUUAAAAGUGUUUAUGUUCCUUUUUUAUCCUUGUCAUGUUGAUCUGGUAUCAUAGUGUCUGGUAUUUUAGCUGAGUUAAUUUAACUGCGUAGUAUUUCUGUUUUUGAAUAGGGUUAUUGGAUUCUUAUAGUAGGAUCCUAGUAGGAUCUGUAAAUUAAUUUUUUUCAGUUACAUAUAAACAAGAAUUUUCAAAUUUUAGAAAAAUUUUUAAUUGUCUCAUACUAAUUUUAUUUAUAUUAAUUACCGUCAUAAAAGUAUAUUCCUAAAAAACGUGUAAAUAUAUGGUAUUUAUAUGCAUUUCUCGAGAUUUUUUACUGACAUCGAAUUUUAUAACAUCCAUGUCUACAACAGUGUAUUUACUAUUACCCUUUGAGUCUUAAAUGAUUUCUUGUUUUAAAUGGAAUGAUCUAGGGUCAGUAAAAUAGUUUCUCUUAUACUAAUGUACAAAUAACAAAUUUGAAAGAUUUUACUAAAUAAUCCAUAAAACCAUAUAGAAUUGCAAGUUACAGACCUGGAAUUUUAAUGAUAUUUUUAUAAUGGACUUAAUGAUAUUUUUAUAACUUGUAUAAUUAUGUAGGUAUAAACAAUUUGCAUUCAUCUUUUGAAAAUACAAAAGAUAAUAAUAAGAAAUACUAUACUAAGCAAUCACAAAAUACGUUUUUCAAAAAGAUAUCCUAAUUUAAAACCUCUCAGAUAAUUGCAAUUUAUUUAAAAGUAUAUGUUUUGGACAAAUGUUGAAAAUAUCAAAUAUAUUUGUGUAAUUAUACAGUAUAUAAAUAUAAAAGAAUAUCAUUUACGUAAUCAAAAGUAGCCAAUCUUAGAAAUUGGCAAACGUUGUACUGCUUUUCUUGCUAAUUAAAAAAAAUCUUAAUUGGUAAAAUCUGGACAUUUGUUGCUACUAAUGCUGAAUGUAAAUUACAUUAUGCUAAAUGUAGUAAUCAGUCCACACAUAAUAAAACAUCUAUGAUCACCAAUCACAAUAAUAAACUGUAUCAUAAAAUAUGCUACUCAUUAAAAAUAAUUCAAUUCAUUGCAGACAUAUUUUAUAAAAUGCUAAUAAAUUGUACAAGUAAUCAAUUAUAUAUAACUAUUCAAGGAUAGAACAUUUGUUUUUUCCAUUUUAAGAUAUAGUUGAAUGAAAGUGGUACCUUAAAAAAACUAAUUGUGCCACAAUAACAUAUUGUUGUUUAUCACUCAAAGGGUUGAUUAACUGAUUUUUAAGAUAUCAGUAUUUUUACUGAUUGAAUAACUUAGAUGGUUUUACUUUAGUCCAAACAAAAAUAUGCAAUUUGUUUAAAGCCUGUACAUACGUAUAUGUUUAGAAAAGGUAAUAUUUUUUGCAAUUCCACGAAUACAAAUAAAAAUUUUUAAUAAAUAAUAUACUGAAAUAAAAAUCUAAUUUAUUAAUUUAAUUGUUUUGUCCAAAUUACCACAAUAUUGCUGGACUCUUUCCCAUUUACCAAAUAAAUGGUAUUGCAGUAGAAGCAUGAGACAAUUUAAGGUCCAAAAUUGAACAUAUAAAGGCAAUGUGAAGCUGUUUUGUAACAGUGUCAUUCUGAAACUAGCAACUUUAAUGUAUUUUUUGCUAGUUUAAAAUAAUCUAAUUUAAUAAAGGUGGUGGCUAAAAGCACAAUUAUUAUUGUCUGUUCACUGCAUAAACUUUUGGCAGUUACAUAUUUUUAUUAUGCGUGGUAACUUUCUAAAUGUACUACACAUGUCUAGAAUGGUAGAAAAUUCAUGCAUUAUUUGUUUUUAAAUAGGAAAUCAAAACCAUUAAUGAAUACUGCUGAGUAGUGUUGUUUAUUGAACACUGAACAUACACUGAGCACAUACAUGAUAAGUACAGAUACAUUAUUGAUUAACACAUUUUAUCCAUAAACCAUAUGUAAAAUACAAGGGCUAUUCAGGACAUAAAUUUUAUACUGUUGUUAAAUUAACUUAUAUUCAACUCUACAGUAAAACAAAGAUUCACCUAUUAUGUACAUGCAUUUUUAAAUCGACCCAUUUCAAGCUCUAUACGAAAACUGAGGUUACUUAUGGAGAGCUAUGUUAUGUAUGCUGUAUGGAACAGCUUACUUGGUACAUAAAUGAGUGUGAAUAAUAAAUCCUAAAAGAAUUAUGCUUUGAUAUUAUGGUGGAUAUUAUAUGGUAUGGGCAUUGUUAUUAUUCAAAACAGACAUUUAAUGCUUUUAGAAAUAACUUAAGAUCCUUGAGUAUCAUAACACUGUGUCAAAGGCAUUGACACGAAUAAUUGUGCUUGUAACCAUUGAGGUACAUUUAUUUAAUAUUACGUACAUGUUGUAUUAUAGUAUAUAGAAAAAUAUUUUUAUAUAUUACUCUUCAAAGUUACAAUAAAUCUUAAACUAAAAAUAUUUAUUUGCUUUUUAUGACAUUAGAAUUUUAUUUCACUAAUCGUAUUCAUUAUUUAUAUAAAAUGUGUAUGUAUAUACAAGGCAUCGAAAAUAAAGUAUCUAGGCAUAGGAUUUUUCAUGUUUAGAACUAUUUAAUAAAUUGAUGUUGAUUAAUACAUUCGUUACCACUUUUUACAGUGAAGUAGAUCCAGUUUAAUCAUUGUAGUUGUAACAAUUCUAACUUGAAAUUAUGGCACAAACUUUAAUUUUAGAUAGAAACUGUUUGGAGUUGGCGUAUCUUAUGCUUUACCGUCCAAGAACACUAAAGGCACCAAUAAAUACCAGCCGAAUUUUAAAUUUUAUUGCUCAUCUUUGACAUCAUUAUUGUUUACUAGUUACGUAAUUUCCGUUCAUCUUUCUAAUCCUAUAAACUUAAAAGUUCUGCUCAAAAUUUUACUUGCUACUGUUUUUAAUCCAUUAUUAGACUAUUGUAUACAUUUGAGAACAACAAAUAUAGCCUUGAGCUAAUAUAAUGGAUUUAAUUUUGUUGCCUUACAUUAUUACGGGCAUUUUGCUAUUGAUUUUUGUACAAGAUAAACAUUCUUGAAAAUAAUUGGUUUCGUACUUACUAGUUCUGUAAAACAACAAGCCAGUAUAUAAUAUAUUUAGAUUACUUAUUUAUAUUAAGCAUGAAGUAAUUAUAUUUAAUUAUUCCAAUUUAAAGAUAUAAUAGUAAUUUUAAGUAUUACUGUAGUGAAGCUGUUCAAAUAAUGAGUAGUAUUUUGAGUAAUGUGACAUUAAUUUUAUCUUUUCUGAAUCCCUAUUUUUCCUGUUAUUUUUUUCAUUCUUCCAUCAACGUUUUAAAGAUUUUUUGUAUUAAAAACCUUUUAAAAGUAAUAAAGAUUUUAUAAUGUUUGAAUUUAUAUUAAUAUAAAUGUACAUUAAAGUGUAAAAACUGAUCUCAAUAUUUGUUUUUAAAUAUUUUAUUUGUAAUCAGACUUGUUAAAAUUAAUUCUUUAGUUACAAAAUGAUAUUGUUAAGGAAAAUGUGGCAGCAAAAAAUAAAUAUAAAGUAACAGUUGUCAAUUCUUAAGGUUUAAAACUCCAAUAAAAUUCUAUUAUAGUAACAUAUUUGUUGUAUAUUGUAGUAUAAUUGUCUUUUAUUGCUAAGGUAUCCACAGGUAAUAUGAUAGUUUAAUCAAGUUUGAUUUAUUGUUACAUAUAAUUCAAUAUAUGUAAUUAAAUUCAAGUGGUUACAAAGUAUGAAAAAAUAUUAAGCUAAUAUUAACUCAUCUAUCUAAUAAGCUUGUAUUGUGUGUUUAAAGUUAAAUGUUUAAAAUUAUAACUAAACAAUGAAUAUUUUUUACUAAUAAAUAAAUAUAAUUUGGCAAUACAUAAAAACUUCAAUGAAGACUGUGUAAGCAAUGUUGAAUUUUACCAAAGCAAUCAAAACUCAUGUUCAAAUACUGUGGUAAACAAAAUCUAUUGUUUAUUUUUUUUAUUUAAAAUGACUGUAUAGUCAAAGUACUUGUACUUCAUGACAUCACUUACUGUAUGAGAUUUUUAUAAUACUUUUUUCUUGUUGUAUUGAUAGUCUUAGAUUGAGAGCACUGUUUUUGAUUUGGUUGUGAUUUUAACUUUCGUUGAAUGUUUUGACAUUUUUGUCUUGCUGAGCAAGCACGCUUUGUCUAUUUUUUUAAUACACUUUUAUAUUAGUA